AUGGACCAACAGACUCCCGAAUGUCACGUCGAAGUCCUCAAGCCUCCUCUCUCCAACGAGGCAGACGAAGCCGAGAACGUGGGCACCGGACGAUUCAUCUGGCUCGUUGCCUCGACCGCCUCGAUCGGAGGCAUGCUGUUCGGGUACGACACGGGCAUCAUCUCCGCCGUGCUGGUCUAUCUGCACGACGACCUGGGGCAUGACCUGUCUCCCAGCGAGAAGGAGAUGAUCACAGCGCUAUGCUCCGCUGGUGCGUUCAUCGGCGCCAUCAUCGCGGGCUUGAUUGCCGAUCGAUUCGGCCGGAAAGACACCAUCUACGUCGGAUGCUUUCUGUUCACGGUGGGCGCAGUCCUUCAGGCGGCUGCAUACUCGGUGGCCCAGAUGGCCGUGGGCAGAUUAAUCGUUGGGUUUGGCGUCGGGUCCGCGGCGAUGAUUGUGCCGAUGUAUAUUGCGGAGUUGGCCCCGACGAAGCACCGAGGACGGAUGAUCGGAUUGAACAAUGUCAGUAUCACCGGCGGACAGGUGAUCAGCUACGCGAUUGGGGCUGCGUUCGCGAACGUGGACCAUGGCUGGCGAUACAUGGUUGGACUGGGCGGCCUGCCGAGCGUCAUCCUGGCGUGUUGUCUGCCCUUCUGUCCGGAGUCGCCGCGGCAAUUGAUAUACCGAGACCGACACGAGGAGGCGAGACAGGUCCUGCAGCGGAUCUUCAAGCACGCCACGCCGGAGCAAGUCGGCGUGAAGGUCCGGCGGAUUGAAGACGCCGUGCGGGAGGCAAGAUCGUACAACGAGGGACGCAGCCGGCUGCAGAUGAUCAAGCAGUUGCAUACCAACCCGGCGUAUUUCCGGGCGUUGGUAUGUGCAUGUGGAUUGAUGGUCAUCAGCCAAAUGUCCGGCUUCAACACGCUAAUGUACUACUCCUCGACGCUGUUCGCGCUCGUCGGAUUCGCCAACCCCGUCGCCGUCGGCCUCGUGGUAUCCGGGACCAACCUGCUCAUGACCUUUGUGAACAUGAUGGUCGUGGACCCCUGGGGCCGACGACGGGUCCUCGUCACCACAGUUUGGGGGAUGUCCGCAUCCCUAGUCGGCACGGCAGUAGCCUUCAAAUUCAUCCCCGUCGACACGGAGACGCUGGAGCUCGGCUCGACGAAGAUCGAAGCGCCUGCGAUCGUCGUCCUCGUGUUCAUCAUCCUGUUCGUGAUCUUCUACGGCUUCUCAGUCGGGAACACGGCGUGGAUGAGCGCGGACUUCUUCGCCAUGGAGGUCCGCGCCAUGGGCACCAUGUACAUGUCGUGUUGCUGCUGGGGCGCGAACCUGAUUGUCUCGUCGACGUUCCUGACGAUGAUGAAGUCGAUCACGCCGUCGGGGGCGUUUGGGUUCUACGCGGCCCUGUGUGGUGUGGGAUGGGUGGCUAUUGUCUUGUUUUAUCCUGAGGUGUCGGGGCUGAGCUUGGAGGAGAUCGGGGAGGUGUUUGGCCAUGGGUUUGGAGUUAAGUAUGCGAGGGAUUUGAGGAAGAGGAGGAAGUUGGCUGCCAGUGACGGUUCGUAGUUUGUUUACUGUAGUUAUGGUUAGGGCUUGCUAUGUGGACUUUCUAAGUGGAGGCUUUUGU
Molecule: messenger RNA, 1606 nt
Organism: Aspergillus steynii IBT 23096
Lineage: Eukaryota; Fungi; Ascomycota; Eurotiomycetes; Eurotiales; Aspergillaceae
Product: MFS sugar transporter
Exons: 3
Coding region: 1-1545 (514 amino acids)
Biological process (GO): transmembrane transport
Cellular component (GO): membrane
Molecular function (GO): myo-inositol:proton symporter activity
Source: RefSeq, a predicted model, not a curated record